CUUAAUGUUUUCUAAUGCGCUGGUCCUUAGGUAAGUGUCGUGGGCUUCGUACCGCCAGGAAGCUGCGCAGUCACCGCCGGGAUCAGAAGUGGCAUGACAAGCAGUAUAAGAAGGCUCACCUGGGCACAGCUCUGAAGGCCAACCCCUUUGGGGGAGCUUCCCAUGCAAAAGGAAUAGUCCUGGAAAAAGUUGGUGUCGAGGCUAAGCAGCCAAAUUCUGCCAUCAGGAAGUGUGUCAGAGUCCAGCUCAUCAAGAACGGCAAGAAAAUAACAGCCUUUGUUCCUAAUGACGGUUGUUUGAACUUCAUUGAGGAGAAUGACGAGGUUCUGGUAGCUGGCUUUGGUCGCAAGGGUCAUGCUGUUGGCGACAUUCCUGGAGUUCGUUUCAAGGUCGUCAAAGUAGCAAAUGUUUCCCUGUUAGCCUUGUACAAAGGCAAGAAGGAGCGACCAAGAUCAUAAAACUGUUUGAAUCUUUAAGAUGGUCAAUAAAGUUUUCUCAUAAAU
Messenger RNA from Euleptes europaea (tarantolino), 503 nucleotides. Its product is annotated as 40S ribosomal protein S23. Gene Ontology annotation, biological process: translation. Gene Ontology annotation, cellular component: ribosome; cytosolic small ribosomal subunit. Gene Ontology annotation, molecular function: structural constituent of ribosome. The transcript is spliced from 3 exons. The coding region runs from base 15 to 458 and encodes 147 amino acids. Lineage: Eukaryota; Metazoa; Chordata; Lepidosauria; Squamata; Sphaerodactylidae. The record is from RefSeq and is a predicted model, not a curated record.